Eruca vesicaria subsp. sativa (arugula) is the source of this 535-nucleotide messenger RNA. NCBI's taxonomy places the organism in Eukaryota, Viridiplantae, Streptophyta, Magnoliopsida, Brassicales, Brassicaceae. The record is from the annotation of a GenBank genome assembly.
AAGUGAUACUUUUUUUGUUGGACAACCCACAAGUGAUACACAAAUACGCAAAACAAACAACAAAAAGAGAGAGAAUAGACUCCUUUUUUCUCUAUUAACGAGAGAGAAAGAGAAAUUAUGAAUCUUACUCCGAUCUUCUUGGCUGCUUGUAUUUUUGUGUUUCUACUCCCAAACAAUCUUUCACAAGACUCAAGCUUGACCACUCCGAGGAGAAGGCCAUGGUGCCCAUCGAAAAAACAAGUGUUCAGUGGUUCAUGCUCAGAAGAUGGAGGACAACAAUGUCUAAAUGAUUUAUUAAGCACAUGGGUUCCAAGUGUAAGGCUCAGCCCAAUAUACUGCAGUUGCUCUCCUAAACCUAACAAUAAGCGUCUCUGCAAGUGUCCUAUUAUGAUUUGUCCCUAGAAAACAUAUUGUUGUUCUGAGUCAUUUUCUAUGUAAUAUAUAAUAAUGUUUCAUUUCCGAUAUGGAAACAGCCAACUGAAUACAUCAACGUUAUUACCAAUUUUGUCAAAACAAUAUGGCACCAAUACUUUCC